Messenger RNA from Canariomyces notabilis, 1734 nucleotides. RefSeq lists its product as uncharacterized. Bases 412 to 1734 code for a protein of 440 amino acids. Gene Ontology annotation, cellular component: cytoplasm. NCBI's taxonomy places the organism in Eukaryota, Fungi, Ascomycota, Sordariomycetes, Sordariales, Chaetomiaceae. The transcript is spliced from 3 exons. Gene Ontology annotation, biological process: protein arginylation. Gene Ontology annotation, molecular function: arginyl-tRNA--protein transferase activity. The record is from RefSeq and is a predicted model, not a curated record.
CGAGGGGUGGAAGCGCCUGAUAGCCCCAGUCUUCGUGGAGCUCCAGGUGAGUGUAGCAGCGGCCCGUUGCUUCCCGGCACCUUACACGUCACAGGAGCCGCGUUCCGUGGUCAGGCCGUAUUUCCUGGGCUUGACCGACUCCUGCGACCCCUGGCUCCGAGCCGGCACUUGUAUGUACGGUGUCCGGGCCGGGAAUCUCCGUCUUCAUUCCGGCCGGCCUCCAAAACAGUCGCUGAAGCGCAAAACAGGGCACAGAAACCUAACAAGCGAGCCGCAUCACGACAUCAUCCACAAAGCUUCUGGGCUGUCGCUCCAACACCCCGAUCGUUCCGACUUUCUGUCCCGGCUCUUUGCGCCGGCCCCCGGAAGUCUGGGCGGUGCCCAUGCCGGCUGAGUCCCACCGGUUAGGGCAUGAUGGAAGGCACAGACAUUCGGACCCCUGGUGAUGUUGCACCGCACUACUCUUACAUCUUUCCAAUCGGGUAUUCCUAUUAUGCCAUAGCAACAUCUUUGACGCCCGCCUUUUACCAGAAGCUGGUCAACCGUUGCUGGAGACGCUCCGGCACUCUCCUCUACCGGCCGAAUCAGAAGAGCUCUUGUUGCCCGCACUACACGCUCCGGCUCGAUUCGAGCCAGUUCAGACCCACCAAGGACCAACGUCAGGCCGUCAACCGUUUCACCCGCCAUGUACUCGGGGAGACGUAUGCCAGGGAGGCGGCCCGGCGGUAUCCUCGACCCCGCGCCGAGGUGAGACGGCGCAACAACGAAUUUGACCUGGUCCAGCGGAUCCACGAGCCAGAGGCGCAAUCGCUCAAGACUCCACCGCUUCCCGCUCACGAGUUCACCGUCACGCUAGAGCCGGAUAUCUUCACCGAGGAGAAGUAUGAGGUGUUUGAAAACUAUCAGCGCAAGGUCCACCAGGAGCCGCCGGACAAGAUAUCUCGCCAUGGGUUCAAGAGGUUUCUCUGUAAUUCACCCCUCCGGCGCGAGACGGUGGUGGGUCCGGACGGCGCUGAGCGUCAGCUGGGCUCUUUCCACCAGUGCUACCGCAUCGACGGCAAGCUUGUGGCCGUCGGCGUGCUCGAUCUUUUACCGGACUGUGUUAGCGCCGUCUACUUUCUGUACCACGAGUCGAUCCACUCGUUGAAUCCCGGCAAGCUGGGCGCCCUGAGAGAGAUUGCCCUGGCCCGCGAGGCGGGCUACCGCUGGUGGUAUCCGGGGUACUAUGUCCACAAUUGUGCCAAGAUGAGGUACAAGAUUGAGUACCGCCCCCAGUAUGUCCUCGACCCAGAAAGCUUAGAGUGGUGUUUGCUUGAUAAGGAGCUCCUAGCGCUGUUCGACAAGAACCACUACGUCACAUUCUCGGCGAGGACGAGGGGCAAGGAGAGAAGUGGUGGGGACGGAGACGUUGGCACAGCGGCCGAGACACAGAACACCGGCCUGGCUGUCCCCGGCGAGAGUGAUGUGGAGCAAGAGGAGCAAGAGGAGUUCCUCCUUGCCAGCAACAUGCCCGGCAUCCCCUCGCUGGAGGAGAUGGAACGGGUCGACAUGGAUGGGCUGGUGCUCCAGUCCGACUUUUCUGACAACUUCAUUGUGGCAUCGCACCUGGUGAUUUGGGAUACUGAGCACGUGUCCCAGUUUGGCACGCUAAAAUCCAGGAUCGCCGAGCUGGUGGCGGCCGUCGGCCCAGACCUGAUUGGCGAGAUCUGUAUCGACUUUAGGAAGGCAAAGUGA